ACCUGCUCCCCCUCAGAGGCCGAGGAAACUCCAGGCCCGGACGGUCAUCCAGCAGUGCAGUCAGGCGAGGGUUAAGCUCAAACCAGCCCUGGACGGGGCAGACCUCAGUGGACAGAGAUCGAGGAGGGGAUGGUCGUGUAUGUGAGCUUCUUUCACGAAGCCUCUGAAGACAUCAUUCAGGAGAUGGCCAGCAGUCUCAUGACCACCAAACUUUUCCGGAAAGACACCCGUCACUUGGUUUCCAUUCUCGACCUUCCAGGCAGCGUUUUAUUCAUCCCUCAGGACUCCCUGGUCGGCGAGCCCGUGCCAAAGAGACGGAUGCAGUACAAGGCGGGUUGUGAACUGUGGUGGGGCUCCCAGCUCUUCUCAAACCUGGUGUGUGCCUGCAGGGAGCGCAUGUCGGGCUCAGUGAGGAGCACACAGGCGGGCGUGAGGGUGGAGCAGGGAAUCUACGGACAGAAACAAGAGAUCGUCCUGAACUCUAUGGAGCCCAUGACAGUCCUGCUGGAGUUCUGAGGUUUGCAGACAUUUGUGUAGCGUUUUGAAAUGUUCAAAGUCUUUUAUUUGUUGAAUGAGACUCCUGCAACUCCCUGUUACAUGUAGAUGUGAUCUGCAGAUACACUUUUACUCAAAACAUACAUGUAGCCCACUUUGAGCAAAAACAUCCAGGGAAAAAAUCCAUGAAGUAGUACAGCCGUGUCAAGGUACAGAUUGAAAAUAUGGGAGGAAGUUGGGGUCAAACUUGGUCUUAUGAUAAAUUGCUUUAAAAAGAACUCAUUAAAUGUGUCUGUAAUAAUCACAAACACAUUAACAUUGACAGCCCUUAAUGAAACGCAACAACAGAGGUUCGUUUCUCAUCUACACCUGCUUUUACAAAAGAACUGCUCCAGUAUAACAGCAUGCAUGUUUCCACGUGUCUCUAAUUUCUGUUCAAAAAUACUCAAGUAGUUGAGGAUGUUAUCUUUUGUUCAUAGUGUUCAUACUGUAUAGUUUAGAGGAAAAAAAGUUCAAUAUGAAUAAAAGAAUUCUUGUAAAAA
Messenger RNA from Notolabrus celidotus (New Zealand spotty), 1037 nucleotides. RefSeq names its product D-aminoacyl-tRNA deacylase 2-like. Gene Ontology annotation, molecular function: D-aminoacyl-tRNA deacylase activity. Bases 130 to 516 code for a protein of 128 amino acids. The record is from RefSeq and is a predicted model, not a curated record. Gene Ontology annotation, cellular component: cytoplasm. The transcript has 3 exons. Lineage: Eukaryota; Metazoa; Chordata; Actinopteri; Labriformes; Labridae.